Neoarius graeffei (lesser salmon catfish) is the source of this 858-nucleotide messenger RNA. RefSeq names its product quinoid dihydropteridine reductase b, tandem duplicate 1 (gene qdprb.1). The record is from RefSeq and is a predicted model, not a curated record. The coding region runs from base 86 to 802 and encodes 238 amino acids. NCBI's taxonomy places the organism in Eukaryota, Metazoa, Chordata, Actinopteri, Siluriformes, Ariidae. Gene Ontology annotation, cellular component: cytoplasm. Gene Ontology annotation, molecular function: 6,7-dihydropteridine reductase activity; NADPH binding; NADH binding. The transcript has 7 exons. Gene Ontology annotation, biological process: L-phenylalanine catabolic process; tetrahydrobiopterin biosynthetic process.
UCAAUUAGGUGUCGCUAUUGCAAGUGUACUCGGAGUUUUUACACGCUUAUUUGGAAUUUACACCUGAAAUUCAGGUUAAUAAGAAAUGGCAGCUGUUGAGGCUCGUAAAGUCAUUGUUUACGGAGGGAAAGGAGCUCUGGGCUCGAAAUGCGUCGAGUACUUUAGAUCUAAAAACUGGUGGGUUGCCUGCAUUGACAUAAAUGCAAAUGAAGAGGCGGAUUCCAACAUAACCGUUCAGAUGACGGACUCCUUUAAUGAGCAGGCAAAUAAGGUUACAGCUGAUGUAGGUGACCUCCUGGGAGAUAAAAAGGUUGACGCCAUUUUGUGUGUGGCUGGAGGUUGGGCAGGAGGAAGUGCAAAGGCCAAAACCGUGUAUAAGAACUCUGACUUGAUGUGGAAGCAGUGCGUGUGGACUUCCACCAUCUCCAGUCACCUAGCAACCAAACACUUGAAAGAGGGGGGCCUUCUAACUUUGGCGGGAGCCAAAGCUGCACUUGGGCCGACCCCAGGAAUGAUUGGCUAUGGCAUGGCUAAGGCUGCAGUACAUCAGCUGUGUCAGAGUCUGCAUGGUGACAAGAGCGGUCUUCCUGCUGGAGCUGCUGCCGUAGCCAUCUUGCCAGUUACCUUGGAUACCCCCAUGAAUAGGCAAUUCAUGCCAGAUGCUGAUGUCACUUCUUGGACACCACUGGAGUAUGUAGUUGAGUUGUUACAUAAGUGGGCGAUGGGAGAGGAAAGACCACCAUCCGGCACUCUGGUGCAGCUGAUUACGACAAACGGCAAAACGGAGGCAACACCUGUUUAAGUUUGUGUGUGUAAUGUUGACCAUGCUGAUAAAAUAAAAGUAAAAAGAACAAGCAA